Molecule: messenger RNA, 1119 nt
Organism: Didymodactylos carnosus
Lineage: Eukaryota; Metazoa; Rotifera; Eurotatoria; Philodinida; Philodinidae
Source: the annotation of a GenBank genome assembly
AUGACAUCAUUUUCUUUUUGUAAUGCACCAAAAUUAAUCUUAGAAUUUUGUACACGUUAUGAAACACCAAAAGUAGUUCGAUUUAAAUCGACAUCAGUCGCUUUUUUAUCUCAUAUAAUCAAAUUAUUAUUAGCUGUCUAUUGUAUACUAUUGAUGUUUCAACAAAAUUCGUAUCAAAUAUUUGAUCGUAGUCCAAUAUCGGCUGUCACGAUCAGAAUAAAAGUAUCUCCUAAUUGUUCAAAUCAUUUAAAUUACAGUUGUACAGAUCCAAAAGAUGAUGCUGUCGAUUUUAUUGUACCACCGCAAGAGAACAGUGCAAUAUCCAUAGUAACGCGUGUCAUUGAAACUGAAUAUGUAUUACGUACAUGUAACAAAAUUGAUCGAAUUAAUGAACAUAAUUGUAGUGUAAAACAACAGUGUGUAAUACCACCCUAUUAUCGACAAUUAUUAGAAAAAACAAAUCAGACAUUACCUCCUCUUUGUUGGCAUAAAUUCCCAUCGCGUACAAAAAAUAAUUAUGACGCACUCAGUUAUGUUCUAUUUAUUAAAAAUUAUGUCGAAUUUCCACAAUUAAACCUUGUUCGACAAAACCUUGUCACCGAUUCAGUAAAACCAUCGUAUUUUAUUUCAUGUAAAUAUGAUGAAACAUAUCAUAAAUUAUGCCCAAAUUUUCAUAUUAGUAAAAUUCUACAACUAGUUCAAAUAAAACAUGAUGAAUACAAACAAAUAUUUCAUUAUGGAUCAUUAAUUGAAAUCAAAAUUAUAUGGAAAUGUAAUUUAGAUUUUUCAGUAAAAAAGUGUAUACCAAAUUAUGUAUUUUCUCGAUUAGAUAUGCCCUAUUCAGAUAAUAUUUUCAUUCCCGGUUAUAAUUUUGAAACAUCAAGACAUUAUUAUACAGACGAACAUGAAUUACAUAGAAUUACAACAAAAAUCUAUAGUUUAAGAUUUUUUAUUACUGUUACGGGUGAAGUGGGCCGAUUUGAUCUAUUUCAAACAACGACAAGUGUUGGCUCAUUUCUCGGUAUUUUUGGCAUGGGUGCAAUUAUUUGUGACAUUAUUGCAGCAUAUAUUACAAAUUUUAAUUUUGUUAAAUAUGAUGGACAACAAAUUUCUACUUAA